AUGCCUAAGGAACGGACAGAAGUGAGCUGUUGUGUCAAAUACUUGCUCUUCUUCUUCAAUGUGUUCUUCUGGGUAAGUUUGUUUGAAAAAUGACAGAAAUAGACAUGGUGAUAAGCAGAUGUCAUAGACUCAGUGAAGAGUGAAACUGCUAAACAAUUCGAAACGCUACGGCAGUGCACUUGAUUUUGUUGUUCCUUAUUACACCUCGUCCAUUAAAAUAAACUGCUGUAAAGUACAAUGAGCUUUAACGCUAUGAAGAUUCAUUUUGUAAGCAGCUAUGGAGCUGGUAAGUUUAUAUAAGUACACAAGAGGCGAUCGCGUACUCACAUAUACAUGUCUCGUCAAGUUACUUUCACUGUCCUAUUGUCAAGUUUUAUACUGCUGAUGAGUUUGAGAUUCGCUUGAUUUUAGAAUUCAACUAUGUUUACUUGCCUUCUUUUUUAUGGUAACUCAUAUUUCUCAGUAUUGCUCGCCGUACGUGUGUCGUCAUGUCGUUUCCUUGUCGCCACUUAGUUGUUCAUGUUACAAUAUACACGACGUAAAUAGGCUCUUGACGAGUCUACCAAAAAGUACUUAUCCAGCCUUCGGUCGUCAUUGUGUAGAUCGUAAUCAACAGAAAAUAUAUUAAUGUAGUAUUGUAAGCACCGCUGUUUUUUACUGAAUUUUUUAACCUAAUUUUCUGAUACGUCCCAAGCUUUUCCAAAGAUGUACAUGUGUUUUCCAUGGUUUGUUUGCGAGUUUGAAAGCUUUUCGAAUUUCCGAACACUGGUACUAGCUCAGCUGUGAUGAUUAUUACAGUAAUAUAAGAACAACAUGUUUAUAAACAUUUCCCAAACUACUUAUUUAUAUUAUGGUAAACUAACCAACUCGAGAGCAUUUUCCGAUUGGACAAGAACAUAGGCCUUAGUUCAAACAAAACUUAUUGUUAUACAGCUGAAAAUUAUUUUCCCAAAGGCUCACGCUCUCAUUGGUUACUUCGAACUCACAUGACAUCUAACAAUGAAACUGUUUCCUGCCAAAAUCUAUGAGCAGGCAACAUUGCAAAAUCUAUGACGUCAAAGGGUAACAGUGCGCUGUUGCCCGCGAAUGUCGAACAAUGACCGCUGUUACAGCGAGGGUUAAUGAAUUUCCACAACCUGAUCAUGUGCAAGUGAGUUUGUUCACACUUGCUAGAUAUUAGACACUUACAGACUGGUCCCUCGGGAAACAGUUAAUUUUGUUUUCGGAGAAUCUCCACCUAGGGAAACAUUGAGGUUCUCGGGAAACAAUAUUAACUGUUUCCCAAGGGACCAGUCAUUAAGAGCAACGGUCAGGAAAUAUUGGCCAUCGAGUGGCAAGAGUUGAAAAAUCAAUUUCCUUCAUUUUUUGCCCAUAAAUAGCGUUUAGGUAGAUAAGUUUAAUCUAAUGUCAGUUGUUCUCGCCAAAAGCCUUUUAUUUUCGAGGAAAGUAAGAAUAUUAUUUUUCGCGGUUGGAGUCUCAAAAUGGCCAUAUUUUCAACCCGAAAUUUGCUAACAUCAACUCUCCUCGCAUUCGCAAAUAAAGCUGCAAGGAGAAAUUUGGACACUUUCCAUCAAUAGAACAACUCUUCUUCUUUCACUAGAACAUACUUUCGAAGCAAUAUCAAGACUCGUUGAACUGACAUAAAUUAUUAAAAAACCAAGAACAGGUUAACCUUGCCAGGAUUUAUGAUUUUUCCAUUAUACUUUACAUCUCCUUUUCCCCCUGAUAAGGGGUAUCGAAUGGUAAAUUCAAUACUUUGCAAGACUUUGAGACCCCAGUUUUAUAAUUUGAGACAUUUGAUGAGUUUAACGAGACGUAAAAUAAAUUUGAGGCCCUGAGACAUAAAAUCACAUGAAAACAAGACUUUGAGACCAGUCACAAAUGCUGUCGAGAUUUCAAGAUCAGGCCAACAUUUUCCGAGACCCACAUUUUUUGAGGAACCAUUCUACACCCCUCUGAUACUGUUCAUCUGAUUUCUGAAAGCUUUAAACAUUUAUAAAUUUUGGUAAAAUUUUGUUUGGAAAUGACAUGGUUCAUCUCUCUUCUAACAGCUGAUUGGUUGCUUGAUAGUUGGUAUUGGACUCUAUGCUCGCUUUGAAAAGACGGCAUAUCAAGACUUUUUCAGUGAUAUUGUUUUGGAUCCAGCCUUUGCAUUGAUCAUUGUCGGCAGCAUCAUGUUCAUCCUGGGAUUCACUGGAUGUAUUGGCGCUUUGAGGGAAAAUAUCUGCCUACUGAAAUUUGUAUGUUGAGUUGCUUAAUGAUAUUAGUACAGGUCUGCUUAAACUUUCUCAUUGUUUCCUCUUUCUCUUCAUUACAAAAAGAUUGUGGAUGUUCCAGAAAGUGCCGAGAUUAUUGACACUUCCACCCCUUGGAAGGUCUCUAACAACUGGGCAUGAAGGGCCUAGCUGCCAUCCACAUCAAAACUCAGUUGAGAUGUUUUGACAAAUAUGCCAUUUACACCAUUGUUCUGAUACCUUAAAAAAACUGGUGAACAAAGGGCAAAUUCAUGCUUUCCCUGUCCCCUCUGCAAUUUGCACUGCCGGUCAUGUUUCCCGUGGCCACAACAAAGAAGACAGUUAGGAAGGGAGGGCUAAUUAAUUAUGUUAUUUUUCCAGAACAUAACCCAUUGGUCAUACCACCCAUUUUGUUGGUGGCUGUCAAUUUCUUUGAGUUUUGUGUCUACUCUUAUUAGACUGAGUGGCUGUUAAUUAUUGCUGGUGUUAACUCAGGUAUAAAAAUAUAAGGAAAACUGAAGGAUUUUAGCUAGAGAUGAGAGUGAAUUGCAAUAUUUACAAUAUUAUUACAAAAACUUGUUAGUAAAUUACCAUUCACUCCUAUAUGUUUAUUUUUGUUUCUCUAUUGCAUACUGAAGUUUAUUUUGUGUACAUGUACAAGCUAACAAAUGUUUUUUCAAUAACUGAUCGCUUCUACUUGCACAAGGCUGAUGCCUAAAUCUUUACUAAGUAUUAUAGUACAGUAACUAUUAUUUGACCCUGAUUGCACAUAAACUCAUAAUUGUAUUUUUUAGUUCUCCGUUAUCCUAGCCAUCAUCUUCUUCCUUCAGUUAUCCCUUGGAGUGUUUGUAUUUGUGUUUCAAGAAAAGGUGAGAAGUAAGCCUUAUUUGUGUUUAUUACAGCAGCUCUUUUGAAAUGCUAAAAUUUUAAAGAGAUGUUAAACCCAUCAACAAUAGAUGGGUGUGGGGAAGGUGCCUGGUGAAACUGAAGGGAGCCACAAGUAAACUGGAAGGUAACCAUGACAACCCUGUGAGAGGCAUCCACCAGGCACCAUCACAUUGAGAACCUCAGUGGAGAAAUGUCCAGAUACUUAUCGAAAAAUAUCCAGAGAGAAGGGAAGGCUGGGAGCCAGAUUGGCUAAAGCUACUCUAUGCAAAAACAUGAGCAAAAUGAUUGACCUCAGUGAAAGCACUGCAAAAAUUUCUUAAGCCCAAGACCGCACCAGAUAUGAUUAGUGAUGGAGAGCAAUGGCCAGUAUUGUCUCUUGUUUAACCUCACCUAAAUUACAGUUAGCCACAUUUAAACUACACCAUAUAUAUUUAAACUAAAUGAACUAGACAGCCAUGGCACAGAGGUACAAAACCAGUGUAUUAUAGUUUUUGCAUAGUUUAUGUUACUAAAUAGUUGUAAUUUCAUAUUUCUCUUUGGCACAAGGGGGGUUGUUCUUCUUUUAGGGCAAUAUUAAUGUUUAUUUCUUGGUCUGGAUUCAUAAUUUGAAAGGAUUAGGCUGGAAAGUGAUAAUUUUUGAUGAAAUAUUUCAGCUGAAUCACUCAACUUUCAUCAGCCUGAUCUCUUAUUGAUUUACUUUUCAGCUAUUUUUAAACAUGUAUAUUGAUAGUGAGAUUAAGAAUCAUGUUUACUUGCAAAUGGCAAAUGUCAUCUUGAGGUUGACAAUUUCUCAAAGUACUUAGUAGGAAGGGAGCAGAGAUGAUAAUGAUUGUGCAAAAUCUUUAAAAGGGCUGGUUUUCAGUGCAACGAAGUUGGAGUCGGAGUCGUAAGUGGAGUGGUGAGAGUGCUUAUGACCUAGUGAAAAUCAAAAAUCGGAGUCGUAAGCGGAGUCAUUAGCGCGAUGGAAUCAGAGUCAGAAGAAUCAGAACAUUUUCAUUUCUUCCGACUCCACUUACGACUCCCUUGCUUAUGUUCCGCUUAUCAUCUAGUGAAAACCAGAUUGUCGGAGUCGGAAGCAGAAGCAGAAGGAUAAACCAAUUAAAAUGCACGUUCCCACGCUUUGUGAUUGGUUUGGUUCUUCUGCUUCUGUUUCCUACUCUAACAAUCUGGUUUUCACAACAGAAUCGUAAGCGGAAUCGGAAUGCUGUUUUCACUAGAUCAUAAGUUCUGAGCUUCUGAUUACGACUCAAACUCAGACUCCGUCGCUAGUGAAAACCAGCCUUUAUGGAUGAACCUAUUUCUGACACACUAUAUAUUAUUGUGCAGAUACAAUGAUAACAGUAAAUGUCUCUGACAGGACAACUUGGUUAUGCAUGUACAUUAAUUACUAAAGUUGGUCAUUUCCUACCAAUGUGAUACUAAAUCUCACCAACAUUACUGAGUGGUUGGCUGGUACAAAUAAAGCAAUCAGUUGGUAAUUUCCCAGCACGUAGGACGACCAUUUAUACAGGUUUCAAUUGACUGUGCAGUAAAAUUCUGUACUUGCACAUCUCCUUCAUUAACUCCUUCACUCCUAGUCCAAAGAAAAAUUCGCCAAAAACUCAAAAUUCUUUUUGUAAAAUCCUAACUAUUAAAUGAAUAGUACUCUGGAAAUGUUCUACCAAAGAGGUUUUGUUUAAAUGGUAACACCACUGGAUUUUGUUGGCAGUUUCAAAAGUUAGUUGCCAUAACUUGUACUAAUCCAGGAGUGAAACAACUAAAGCUGUAGUAGCAUUUCUGCCAAGUGUGGUGAAGCCAAUAAAUUUAAAAAUGAUAAUAAUAAUAAAAAAAACAUUGAAUAUAUUGUUUAAAUUUCAGGUUGAAGGUAUUGUUUCAGAGAAAAUAAAAACUACGAUAGAGAAGUACAGAGAUAAUGUUGAUUUGCAAGUGCUGAUUGAUGGAGUCCAACAGGAAGUAAGACUGUUAAAUGUCAUCUUGUUAAUCGGCCAUCUCCCUUUUUUCUCCAUUUAGCAUCGUCUGACCAACCCAAAUUUUUGGCAUUUUUCCAAAAAACGUAAACAUGGCAUAUUAGUUGAUGUGAAGAACUAGUUAAUUACUCUUUUAAAAAUGAGUAUUGUAACAGCAUUUCGUAGUACUAAGUACUAUUUUUAACCUGAAUGACAAAGAAAAUGCCAAGCCUUCUGCUACAGUUCACAUCCCUCAGGUCACAUCAAUGCCUCCCACAGUAGAAUCUUCAUGUCCGCAUGAGAGGAAUAGAGAGAAACAGGAACAUUUUCGCUACAGUAUUGUGCAUUUUGUUGACCAAAAUAUGUAAACAUUAACUUUUAAUGUGGCCCUCAUCUCCAACAAGAAAUGUUUUUUUAAAUAUCUCUAUUUGAAAAAAUCAACUCUUUAUGAAGCUGUGAUGCUUGAUAUAUCCAGGGCUUCCUGUUCUAGUGUUUCCCUAAAGUGACGGUUGCUUGUUGGAAGUUUCAGCAGUGUAUCCUUUUUCCCCUGUUGAUUAAUACAAUACAAUGCAAGACUUUAUUCAAGAUAGAAAACAAAACGAAAAAUGUCUCAAAAGGGGAGAUCUUGAGGUUUAUCCCUGUAGAAAAGAUUCCCCAAAAUAAAAGACAAAAAAACUAAAAUCUAAAACAAUUUGCAUAUCAUAAUUGAAAAUGUUUGCAAUAAUGUUAAUUAAUAUUCACAUAAAUCCUCAAUCUGUUGUGAAAUAAAGUCAACAAUGCUGCAUUUAGGAAGAAGAGUAUUUGUAGCAAUUCAAAGUGACAACUUUUACACAGAGUUUCUAAUUGUGAUUGGCUCUAGUUCGAUUACACUUUGUAAGCUUGAAAAAGUCCAAAAAAGGAAGACCAUCAUUUAAAACUAUAAUAAUCUUGUAGCACUGAACAAGAGAUAAGAAGUCUCUACGUUUCUCCAGGGUUUGCCAGUUCAGUGAGUGACAGCAGCCUUCACAGCUCAUUUCUCUGCACUUUUGUUUAAGGUCAACUGUGAUGCUCUCCUUUUUCUUACUUUUUCCAGUGAUUCAUUGUCUUUCAUUUGGCAUAGACUCCAGACAAGGGCAGCGUAUUCGUGUAUAGGUCUAACCAACGAGUUUUAGAGGCAAGAAAAUGCAUGCCAAUAUUAUCGUUUCCAGUGGAUCACUUAAUUACACCUAACACUUUGUUCACCUUGUUUACUAUGUAGGAGACUUGUUUACCCUAAGAUAGAUCAUAGUUUAUUGUGACUCCCAGGUCUUUGAUAUGUCGAUGUCCAUGUCCAUGUCUUGUUGUUUCCAUCCUCGAUAGAAAUGAUGCCUUCAGAUGGCCAUUUAAACUUGGAACCAGUUCAUAAUUUACAUUUUUCUUCUCUUGCCUCCAACAGUUCGAGUGUUGUGGUGGAAGCAGUUACAAUGACUGGGACAGGAAUGUCUACUUCAACUGUUCAUCCCCUGGAGCAGAGGCCUGUGGUGUUCCCUUUUCUUGUUGCCGAUCCGUACGUAAAAUUUCAUUUUUCAUUUAUGUUGCUAUUACCCUGGGUGUAAAUGUAAAUGUAAAUAUCAUAUUAUCCACUCCACUCAGGGCUUUUCGGGGAUGAUUUACACUGUUUGGGGGACUUUGCCAGACUGCUUAAGGUGUAGUUUACAAGUAAUUAAGGACUGAGUAAUGAUGCCUCCAUACGUGAAUGUGAAAGUGAGAUAGACCACGACACCAGGCACUACGUGCCCUACUCUUUAUGAAGAGUGUGAGGGUUCUUUAACGUCCCACAGAUUUAUUACACGUGCAAGGGCUUGUGAGAUGGGGCCUACGGUUUAUCGUCCUUAUCCGAGAAGACUAGAAAGUCUAACCAUUUACAGAUGUUAUUACAAGGGUAGCACUUUCUCCUGAGUUAUUUAAAGACCCUGAGUGUUGGUGUGGCUGGGGUUUCAACCUACGGCCUCCCACUCAGCAGACCAGUGCUUAUCCCAUUGAGCUAACCGGGCGGCGGCUAGCUCAGGGUACCAGAGGUUUUUUCUCACAUUUUUUCUCUCACAGGUUUUUUUUCUCUCAGAGGUUUUUCCUCACAUGCAACGGGAAGCUUCGUUCCGUCAGCUGCAUGUAAUAGUAAAAUGGUGUAUCAAAGGUUGUCCUUUUCACGGGGGUCACAUUUUAGACUUGACUGAAACCGAAAACUGCACAUGAAAAGCCUCUGGCACCCAGGGUAUGUUGAUAUAGGAUGACCUUUAAUACACCAUUUUACUAUUACAUGUGUAUGUCUGACAGCCACCUGUUAUGUGACAAUGUUGAAAUAUAAAAUAAAAAUUAAACUCCAUGAAAAGACAUCCUCUAAUCAUUUAUAAUCACCCUUUUAGGUGUGUUGUGGGUGCCAAAUGAAAUUCAGACUAAAGCUAUAGUUUCAACCUAGGUUGAAAGUCAAUUUCCUUUGUUUCCUUACCCUAAUUGUCAGUCAAAAGAUAUUAUCAUGGUUGAUACAGGGUUCAUUAUUUGCCAAAAAAUGCAUUGGUGUUCUUUUCAUUGUUUUGUUAAAAGAAACUGAUUAAGUUCAUUUCAUGAUGCUCCCUUAAAUAAUGUAAUCUUAAAUUUUUCCAUCAUAAACACCUAUAAGAUUAUUCUACAUGUUUGUUAGCAGCUAUUUGUCAAAAUUAUGUUUUUUAUUUUUGAUUUAUGCAGUCCUUUGUUAGUGAGAAUAUGAACUCUUACAAGGCUGACCAUCAUUAAAGUACACCAUUUUCUUUCCUUUUCUUUUCAGGAUACUAUUAACACACAGUGUGGGUAUAACAUAAGAAUAAUCACACGUACUGUAAGUCCAUAUUGAGUUAUUAUCUAAAAUUAUAAGGGUUAUUGUUUUUGUCUCUUAUAAGGGCUCUAUGAUAUGAUGAGCUUCUUUGGCAGAAUUAUAUUACUAUUAUUGGUUGUUGAAUAAAAAAAUUAGCAAUGGUAACAGGACUGAGUGGAGUCCAAUUCGGUCUGUAAUCAUACGAGUGAUUAACAAAAUCGGACGACCGCGUAGCGGGAGUCCGAUUUGUUUAAUCACGAGUAUGAUUACAGACCGAAUUGGAUGACACGAAGUUCUGUUACCAAUAUUAAUCAUAACUUUAACAAAAUUUGUUAUAUUAGGCUCUUUUUUUGCAAUAAAAACACAAACAAACAAUUCCGAGAUUUUUUUGCUAGCAGUGAAAAAAAAAGCCAUUUAAGCUUGCGCGUGAUGGCACGUACUGUCCAAUUACUUAGGCAUGACGCGUACUGUCCUAUUUAACUGUCCUAUUAAGGCUGAAAUCAGGGCAGUUGAUAGCCAAUCAGAUAAAUUAAGAAUUUUGUUAUAGUUAUGAUUAGUAAUGGUAACAGGACUGAGUGGAGUCCAAUUCGGUCUGUAAUCAUACGAGUGAUUAACAAAAUCGGACGACUGCCCGCCCUAGCAGUGAAAAAAAAAGCCAUUUAAGCUUGCGCGUGAUGGCGCGUACUGUCCAAUUACUUAGGCAUGACGCGUACUGUCCUAUUUAACUGUCCAAUUAAGGCUGAAAUCGGGGCAGUUGAUAGCCAAUCAGAUUUGACAAUUUUGUUAUAGUUAUGAUUAAUAUGAUAACAAUCAUAGUACAGUGGUUGAGUGAUCAGUCUUUCAUUUUAGUUUUGUUGUAGUGUACUUGUCAGGUGACAUUUGAUCUGAAUCUAACAAGAAAUAAUAUGUAUACAUUUUGUCAUCCUGUGUAUUCAAACAGUUCAAAGGUUUCUUUCAUCUCACGCUCAUCAGCAACUGUGUUCUUGCUUCAGGACACUGAUAGAGCAGAAGUUAUUUACACCCGUGGCUGUCUUGAUGCUGUCAAGGAGUGGUUCAAGGAAAACAUGAUAAUUAUUGGUGGGGUAGCAGUUGGAUUGGCUUUAUUGCAGGUAAUUUAUUUAUUAGAAAUUACCUUUCUAACAAUGUUAGCUUCUCAGUGACAUCCUAUAAUGCUAAGAUAUGCUAAUGGCUUAAAACAUUUGAGCCACAGGGAGUUGCUACUAGGAUCAGGCCUGACCUGGAAGAUGGGAAGUGAGAGAAUAUGGAAAAAAAGCUGAUGCAUGCCAAUGACUAGCCUGAAUUUCAGACAUUCACUCAAUUCGCAUACUCCUGACGGGAGUAUGUGACUCAAAGGAAUGUCUGAAAUUCAGGUUAGCCAAUGACUAGCACUGAAGAGGAAUUCUCAAACUCAUUAAUAAUUCAUAAAGAAAAUACAAAGAAAAUUAAUGUUUAAUGAGUGUUUGGAAAUCGGAUGAAAAACUGCUCAGUAUUUGCAUCCUUAAUUUCUCCUUCAAAAAUGAUUUUGUUUGAGAAGAAAUAUCAAACAUUCGACACAGUGUUUCAUCACCAGAUGAAACACCUCGAAGUUCGUCAAAAAUACACCGCUGCGCGUCGUAUUUUCAACUCUCUUCUCGGUGUUUCAUCUGGUGAUGAAACACUGCGUCUCAUGUUUGAUAUAUUACAUGAAACAUGACUUCUUGGAUCAAGAAAAUGAUUUUUUUUUAUCCAACAAGUCACACUACAGGUUCAUGCUAUGUAGCAUGCCUAUGUAGCACCACAAUUACGCCUUUUUUGCAAAAUUUCUUUUGACUAGAAAACAAAAUAAAUUGAUAUAUGACAAACAAUGACUAGAGCAUAAAUAGACUCUCCUUGUUGGCGAACUGAAUCAUACAGUAUUUUGUAUCUGGCCUUCAGAAUUAUCGCUUUUCUUACUUGGUAAACACUUGUUUCCAUAUCUCAAACCGCCCUUGGAUACCUUGUGAUGCGUACACAAAGUAAUUUCAUAUAUGUGAGUGAGCCCUGACAAUAGUGAUUAGGGUUAAGCACUAACAAUACUGAUUAAGUUUAAGCACUAACAAUACUGAUUUAGGGUUAAGCACUAACAAUACUGAUUAGGGUUAAGCACUGACCAUACUGAUUAGGGUUUAGCACUUAGAAUACUGAUUAGGGUCAAUGGUUAGCUUCUAUUUAGGGUUAGGGUUUUUGCUAUACUACUUCAAUCAAACCAAACUCCUGCAGCGAAUCCUCGGUGGUGUAGUGGUUAGGGCAGGAGACUGCGGACCUAGCGCUCCGGGAUUGAAUCCUGUUUGUAUUUAUGAAAUUUCUUCUUCCUUUAAAAUUGAAGAGACUUGCACUUUGACAACAUUUGUUGAGCCAAGAAACUUAGAAAUUUCAUGUAAGUGUAAGUGAAAAGGGAGAGGGCGGUUUGAGAUAUGGAAGCAAGCGCUUACCUUCUUACUUAGAGACAUUGUGGGCGUUACGGACACGACAUGACUGCAUAGUGUUACAGUUGUAGUUUCUAUGGAAACUGCAAACACAAAAAGGGUAGAGGAGAUUGAAAACUGGGUACUAACCAGUAGAGAAGUGACUAGAUACUGAAAGAGAAUGAAAGGUAGCCUCCCACGCAGACGUUCUUAGGAGUUCGUCACACGUUCUUGCCUUGCGAAAGAACGUCUGCAUGGGAGACUAAAAUGAAAGGGGAAUGUUUCGAAUUUUUUCUUUUCUAGAUCAUGGGAAUUUGUUUUGCAAACAGUCUCAUAUCAGAUAUCAAGUUGCAGCUGGCAAGAUGGGACAGAGACAUCUACUGAUUUAUAUGUCUUCAAAAAUGUAAAAAAUUUAUACAUUUUAUACAUACUGGUAAGGGACGGACCAUUAGAAAAGUUAUGGGGGGGGGUGGGGAAUUUUUGAGCUGCAGCAAUUUUUUUCAUUAUCAAAUUCCUUGUAUGAAUUUUUUUUAGGCUUUAGCAUGAAUAUUUUUUAGGGUGAAUUGGUGUGCGUGAAUUUUUUUUCAUUUAAUUUUCCCUUGCGCGAAUAUUUUUUUUGUACUUCGCCUGCCCCCCCAUAAGUUUUCUAAUGGUCCUUCCCUAAAUAGGAACAUGAGUUAUUUGCAUCAUUUUUACUCCAUUUGUCUAGCUAAACAGCUCUAAAUCAAAUUCUAAGUUUUGUAAGAGAACAAACAGUAAUGUUUGGAACUUAGUUUGCUUGAUUUCCUGAUACAAAGCUUUUCAGUUUUCAUUUUGCUUAGUUUGGCGGAAAGAGGGAGCUUAACUGUAUAUACCUUGUAAAGAAAGUCAGAGUUCCUACAAAGAAAAAAACAAAAAAUCUUAUUUUUAUCAAAAGUUAUAUCAAGUUUACAUGUAUGCAAUUUAGAAAAGGUUAAUUAAUCUUGGUUGCAUCUUUUGGUGAUUGCAUGCUAGUUGUUUUAAGUACCUGAUCAGAGCCAUUCUAUAUUCUAACUAAUACAGUCAACUCUCGCCUUGCGGACGACACUCCGCUAUAAUGGACACCACGAUAAUACGGACAACAGCUAAAUCCCAGGCAAAAAUAAAUUAUAGUUCUUUGACUGAAAUAAACUCCCGCUAUCACGGACUCCCUCUAAUGAGGACACUAACUCAAGGUGCCUACGGUGUCUGCUAUAAAGAGAUCUAGAGUGGACUGUAUAUGACCAGGAGAGUAUCCUCUCUUGAUACGACUAGAAGACUUGAAUACAUGGAUUACCAGGACGAUCCUAACAGGACUUUUUACGAUUCUAACCUGUGUCUCUUUUCAAAAAAUAUGAUUUUCUGGUGGGUAGGUUCUGUAUCUAAGGGCUUGUUUGUUUCACUCUGAAUGGCGUAGCUGUGGGACAAUAUAAGGUAGUUUAAGAUGAAAAACGAGGAAGGCGGCGAAAACAUAGCUUAAAACGUGAUUUUGCUUACCUUACUUAAAAACUUUAACGUCUAUAUUCCAUUUCAAUUAAUUUGUCAAUUGCAAACGUCCCGGUUCGCUUCUCGCUUCUAAAAAAAUGACUUGGAAAAAAUAUUGCAAUUAUCCGUUGAACGGCACGAUAGGUGACCGCAAGUUGUGAAACAUCGUUGCUUAGUCCCAGACCUCGUCUCCCCCCCCCCCCGGCCUGGUCCCCAGCGGGGAGAAGCGAGAAGUCGAGACGGCUUAAGAGGCUCUGGGAUGGCUGUAUUCGCAGGUUACACUUAACGUAGCAUCAGGAAAUCUCACCUCGUAGUCGUACAGUGACCCACGGCAAGGGAGAGAACCAAAAAAAAUGUGAUUGAUGCACGUGAAAAACUAUUGUUAGGCUUAUCAUUAUCAAAACCUUUUUUUUUUUUUAUGUUUGCGUUGCUAACCCCGUUUUUCAUUGUAAACUCCUUACUGUUUUAUUGUAAGAUGGCAAUAUAUUUAUAAUCGGUUAAGAGUGGAUUCCUUUGCAGUCACCUUCUUGCGUAUAGACGUCGCAUUUACCCAUUGGAGUUUUUUUAAAUUGUUUUUAAGUUUAAAAACAAUAGAAACUUCCAAAGGGUAAAUUCGAUGACUAUGAACAAGUAUGCUGCAAAUGAGUCCACUCUGUAAGUUUGGUGUGGCGUUUUAAAUCACAUGUUGCUUCUGUAGCAUUGAGAAACAGAGAUGCCGGGUUACACGGCAGUAGCAGUGAGUUCAUUUCCUUCAAAAUAACAGAUUCCAUGUGAAUUUUUAACUUAAGUAUAUAUUUUGUAUUUGGCUGUAGUAAAAUAUUUUAAUGAAGUGGACUUUGUGAGUUCUGCACGUAAAAACUCGCAAAGGCUUGCUGGGAACUUCAGCAACAACCGGAAUGCUUCAUCCUGGCGUUGUCCGCCGAUGUCCCUUCUACAAAAUCCACAUGCCGACACUAAUAGUUUUUUAAAUGUGAAAAAACGUGAGCCACUCUCAAGAGUUUUGGCCUUUUUUCGCUUUGUUUUGACCACGGUGCGCUGAUCAUCUCCAAAUCUGGCGCUCGGAAUUCGAAUGUCUCGUCAUUCUGGGCGAUGGUUUCUGUUUUUUUUGUUGUUGUUGCCUUAAAAUGUCUUUCUGAGGUAAACCACUACUGAAGCUACAAGUGCAUGUUAAUGUCACACCAAUUUGCGCCCAUAUUUGCUGCGAUGGUCAUUUUUAGAGAAACAGGAAAUAUUCCGCUAUUUGAUGAUUUAGACAAUCAUAUAGGAUCAGUCCGAUGUUUUGAAUGAUUUAUUGUACAUUUUUAAUUGAAUGGAGUUUUUCUCUUGAUUUGUAAAUACCAAGCUAAAACGUAAACGCACUGCUAAUAUUAAGUUUCAAGUUAAAUGCAAGUGGACGUUACCACCUGUAGACAGUUAGUCUUUACCAAGACCUCCCCUAGCCAUCUUGCGGAAACAUUUUUACCAUACAGAUUGAGAACCGCAAAUAACAGAAUUGCUUCUGGCAUUGAAUAGCUGUGAAGAAGUUGCCAAUUCGGAAGAAAUCCUACCUAGCGGUAGAUGGUAGGACAUGUUGAUCGGUCAAAGAAAACUCAGUGGAGAUUUGAAUAUCAUCAGUGUAAUGUAUGUCCGACAUUUUUUCUGCUUCUUUCCACUUUUUAUUGACCUGGCGUCGGACAUUUUUCCUUUCUAGAAAAAAAAGUUAUUUGCAAUUCUGCCAUGACAUCACGAUUAACGAACUGAUUUUCUUUUCUUUGACAAAAAAAACUUAUUGCGCCCAGGGUUGUUGACCUGUAGUUAGGUACCCUUGGUGUAUUAUGUAGAGUACUGGCGUUAGAAGAGAAGAUAUUUUAUAUAAUUGUAGUAAGAAUUAGUAUUUUGAUCAGGAGGCAGGUCUUCCUUUGCUUUACGGCUGAGCUGACUUAAAAAUAAGCUAUGAUCAAGUGCAGUUGUUUGUUUAAUUUAACUCUCACUCCCAUCAAAACCUUUGAUCUUGUGAUGUUGUUCUUUAUUAGCUUUUUACAUUGUAAUCAGAUUCAAAGUGUAACCAUCAGCUCACAUGUAGAUUUUUCAAUAGAACCUUGCUGAUUUGCUCUU
Molecule: messenger RNA, 13873 nt
Organism: Porites lobata
Lineage: Eukaryota; Metazoa; Cnidaria; Anthozoa; Scleractinia; Poritidae
Source: the annotation of a GenBank genome assembly